AUGAAUCGAUUGAAUAUUAAUCUAUUGGAUUUACCUGACGAAAUAUUACUUCUUAUUUUGAAAAAGCUGAACAAUAUUGAUGUUCUUUAUUCAUUAAUCGAUGUUAAUAAUGACCAUUUGAACAGUUUAGCACAAGAAAAAACCUACAGUCAUACUCUCAAUUUCGCCUCAAUCGAUAAUGAUUCUGUAAUUGAUCAAGAGAAACUUGAUCGAUUUUGCAAGAUUAUAUUACCAAAAAUUCAUGAAAAUGUAAAAUAUUUUAUUCUUGAACCACUUUCAAUGGAAUGUAUUCUUCUUACUGCUGAUUAUCCAAAUCUAACUGAACUUAAGCUUUUUAAUUUCACAGAAGAAAUUUGCUUAAAAUACUUUACAAAUGAAUCAUCUCUUCGAUAUAUUUUUCAAGAAAAACUUACACAUCUUACUCUCGUAAAUAGUGACGAACGACCUAAGAUAGAAUCAUUGAGAACCUAUAAUGAAAAUGUAUAUGAACAUAUUUUGAAGUUCUUUAGAAAUUUAAAACAUUUGAGUUUUAUUGACGCACAUCAUCGAUCUCAUCCAUCUUUAUUACUGUGUGAUUCACCAUCAAUUAGUUUUUUCUCUGCAAAUCUUACUUAUUUAUCUAUAAAUGUGUACACAUUUGAUGACUUUCUUUAUUUACUUGAUGGUCGAUUCAAACAAUUAACUAUACUUAUUGUUCGAAUAUCUCGAAAAACAAAACUACCAUCAGUCAUUUCCAUUACGGAUAAUUUAUCUAAUUUGAAAUGUUUUUCAUUGAUAUGUUAUCGUCGACUUGAUAUAUAUGAUGAACACAUUUUACCACUUCUUCAUCAUAUGACAUGUCUCGAAAAAUUAACUAUAUAUCUUUGUAUAUCAAAGCGUGAUAAAUUUAUUGAUAAUUCUCAUCUUGAAAAUGAAAUUCUUCGUUAUAUGCCACAUCUUCAUUCAUUUAUUUUUUUGUAUUAG
Molecule: messenger RNA, 963 nt
Organism: Rotaria sp. Silwood1
Lineage: Eukaryota; Metazoa; Rotifera; Eurotatoria; Philodinida; Philodinidae
Source: the annotation of a GenBank genome assembly